AUGGACGACGAAGGAGAGAAGCGCAAAGAUGUCAAGAGAGAGGCGCUGUCACCGCGUGAUCACGAGCUGCCACCAGAGGGCGCUAGUCGCAAAGUGGAGGUCAAGGAGGCAGAUUCAGCUUCCGCCGAAGAGGAGAUGUCAACGGAGUUACGGGUGAUGUCCACGGCGUCGUCCUUGCCCGGGACGACGUGUGCUGCUUCGAAGGCAUCCUCGUCCUUGACAUCCACGUCAGUGUCGUCGGCGUCGGCAGGCAGCAUUCUGCACGUGCAAGUGCCAGGAGCCAAUGGCGAGGCUGGCAGCACGACUAGUCCGCAGCUUUCCACCAAAAGUGUCGCCAGUUCCUCCACUGACUCUGGCCUUUGUUCUCCCGACAGUCUGCACAGCUCCGGAAGUCCUGAGACUUCCGUCAACGCUGCAGGUGCUGCCAACAGCGCUUCUUUCGUGCCGGCGGGAGGCAACUCGCCUAAGGAUGCUUCUCUGGGCACUUUCCAGCAGCCUAGGAAAAGAGGGAACUCGGCUUCCACUCUCGUCCACAACAGAGGGAUUUCCCCGAGUCCUGGAGCAACGGUUCAGCACAUCUUUCACGGUCAAGGUCACGGUAGAAGAGUUGCGCCCCUUCCUCCAGCGGUUGUCUCCCCUUUCGAGACCCCAUCUUCGUCGCUGCAGACGCAAUGCGGCAUUAGUUAUGGGGACACAACUGCUCACGAUACACACCACGAAUGCAGUGCCCACAGCCUGGCGGACACGUUCCAGGCGGACUCCGUGCAUGUCGAUGACAUCAGGGUCGGCACAACACGAGUACAGCCAGCAACAACAUCAGCAGCAGCAUCAGCAGCAUGUAUAUUCACACCAGAAUCCUUACUAUCUUCAGCAACAACAGCAGCAACAGCAGCAACCGUCACACCAUCAUCAUAA
Molecule: messenger RNA, 915 nt
Organism: Pomacea canaliculata
Lineage: Eukaryota; Metazoa; Mollusca; Gastropoda; Architaenioglossa; Ampullariidae
Product: spore coat protein SP96-like
Exons: 1
Coding region: 1-915 (304 amino acids)
Source: RefSeq, a predicted model, not a curated record